Mollisia scopiformis is the source of this 1290-nucleotide messenger RNA. RefSeq lists its product as uncharacterized. Lineage: Eukaryota; Fungi; Ascomycota; Leotiomycetes; Helotiales; Mollisiaceae. Bases 1 to 1290 code for a protein of 429 amino acids. The record is from RefSeq and is a predicted model, not a curated record. The transcript has 5 exons.
AUGGCCAUCCCAUAUCCUGAAGGAGAGUGCUUCUUCAAUCUCGAAGGUUGGAAGGCAAGCGCAGAGUACGACCCAAACAAAGCCGAAGAUUUCUACUCCCGCAUGUUGGUCGAAUACAUAUACAACGUCGAAGCCGACCACGCCAGCGAAGCGUGCCACAGUCCAUCUGGAUACUCGCACCCACGAUCCAUCUAUAACAUCGUGCGGGGGAGCAAUUGGAAGACGGACUAUGGAUGCUGGUGUCUGCUUCCUAUUCAAUAUGGCAUGUCUUACGACAAGCCGACCAGAUUCUUGCGACAUGAGCUGUGUAGCGAGGGGAAUGCGUUCAGAGACCACGAGAAAGGAGGCUCGGCAGAGUCGUGUUUUAUGCCAUUGCCGAUGCCGACAGCCGAGGAAAGAUUUGCAUAUAUCGAUAUGCUCACACAGAUCCGAGCCAUAUACCUUCCUGUUUCUCAAACAACAUCGGAGGAGUAUCCAGGCAUGUCAUACUGGGUCGAGAUGAACUUUGCCCUCAACCGAACAGUCAACAUGUGGCGACCUGAUUAUGACCACGCAAUCUCCUUGGAUGUUACUGGAGCCCUCGAGCUCCUCUGCUUGCCACGACAGCUUCGAGACAAAGAUCUCUACGCCAGCAAGGUGAUUGGGAUCAUCGAGACCAAGGCGGCAACUGCUCCUUUGACAGGCAAUUACAUUUCACAUUCUGCGGAUUAUGAUUGGACGGCGAUGGUGAAGCUCAAUUAUGGGCUUGAUGUUCAGUGGGUACCCACCACACAAGGCACCUGGAUCACACAUUUCCUCUUCGACAUUCUGUAUCUGGCCAUUGGAUUUAUCCCCGGCGUCGGACCAAUUCUAGCCCUAACCUUCGCCUUAGGAUGGACAGCCCUGUUCAACCAAAAUGACUUCUUCAAUCAACUUUGUAUCUUGUGCCCCGGCAUAGACCUCACGAACGAGAUCAGGAAAUCAAUCACCGAUUCCUCGGAGGAGACGAAGACGUUGAUGGUUCCCGGCUGGGAGGACUACAUGAACAGUGUAGACCAAACGGGACAAACGGCAUCGCUCAGCCUCAGCGCACCAGCACCCUCGGCACAUGCAGCAACUCGAGCUGCUCCCAAGAAGAGCAAGAUACCGUUCGAGAAGCUGUACCGAUCAGCGUCCUUCCAGUACGCCGAAUCGGUUUUGCGGGCCAGUGGACGACCUCGCGUUGGACCGCCGCCUAGUAAUGAUGGCGCAGAGGUCAUCACAAGCAAUCCUCCCACGAACCCGAAUGCAAUUUACCAACCCGGAGCAUAG